Molecule: messenger RNA, 2930 nt
Organism: Vitrella brassicaformis
Lineage: Eukaryota; Vitrellaceae
Source: the annotation of a GenBank genome assembly
GUGUGAACUUGCAGUGUCAAGAGGACUUGUUUCGUGCUUUGAAGGCUUGUGGAUAGGCCAGAGCAUCAGCUCUGGCCGGUUUGUUGACUCCGUCGUCGAACUAGCAGGCGUGUUGUCAGGUUGAAGAUAUGGGAGGGUCCGGUUCGACGAACCGUGCUUCGCGGAAUGGGCGGGACCAGGUGAGAGGAUCACAGAACACUCCCGCACACCGAAAGGAGUGCAGUCCGUCUGUCAGCAGGGCACACAGCGUGUUGCUUCAUGUUGUGUUGUGUUGUGUGUGUUUGUCAUUCGCUGUCCAGGGGCCCACGGCUCCUCCGCAGCAGGUCUAUAUUUUUCAAAACGGCAGCUAUGCGCCGCAGGUCAGUCACACAGACACACGGGCAUCACGACCUCGUAAGAUGCUUCUGACACUCUCUGGCGCGUGUGUGUGCGUGUGUGUGUGUCAGGGUGGUCGUCCGUAUCAGAUGAAUUACAACACCGCCGGAUACUACCCCAACAUCGGGCCGGCCAUCGCCCCACCGGGGCAGCACAUGAGACAACAAAUCGCUGUCAGUCACACACACGAGGGAGGACCGAUCCUGAAGGAACAGACAGACCAUCGGUAGACGCCACUCUCUCUAUCUCUCUCUGUCUGUGUGUCUGUGUGUCUGUCUGUGUGCGUGUGUGUGCAGCCAGCUCAGCUGAAGAAGACGUGUGUGGUCAAGAACCCCGUCAACCUCAAGAAGAGCAGCCUCGCCAUGGAAAAGGUCAGUCAGUCAGUGCUGGCCGCUGACGACGGGCGGCAUGUUGAUUGAUUGAACUGAUUGAUAUGUGUGUGUGUGUGUGUAUGUGGUUGUGUGGUUGUUUGGUUUGGUUUGACUGCCUUGCCCUGUAGGAUCCUGUGUCGGCCAACAUCUACUACAUAGAGUUUGACUUUGACGCGUUGGAUGAGGUCGAGAUCACCAUCUACUUUGUCGCCAAGGAAGCAGAAGACAAAAACACCAGAUUGCCACGGUAUGUAUGUAUGUCGCUGUGCCUGCCUGCCUGUCUGCCUGCCAGCGAGCCUGCCAAUGGGAGACAGACAUACAGGCCAACAAGAGGUAUCGUUCAUGACCUUAGUGGUAUGGCUGUCAGGUUCACGUGUGAGAGCAAGGAUUCCGCCGUGUCGAGAAGGUUCCCCAAGGGCAUGAAGCAGCACUACAGGUGCGUGGCGUGGGAUGGAUGGGACAGCUCCAGUCAGUCACGUUCGCUGACUCACCGAGCGAUCGUGUGGUGUCUGUCAUGGUCGUGUGUGUGUGUGUGCAGGUCCUCGAGCAGUGAGGCGCUGAACCUGCUGUCACACCCGCUGGACAAGCUCACAUACAAAAAGGACGCUGACACCUACCCAGUGGUCAUCGAACUGGUAUGCUCCUGCCAGACAGACAGACAGACAGACCACUGUGCCGUACGUGUGUGUGUGUGCAGCAUGCGAUAGGUGCGGGCGACUUUGUGCAAUCGCAGUACACGUAUGCGAGUCUUGAGAUGGACAAGGCGAGCAACAACUGGUCCCUUCACACACUCAAGCAGAAGGUCCAGUACGGCGAAAAGAGCUACGAAGUCCAGGUAGGACGCCAGCUAAGUAGCUCAGCCAUGAACGCCAGCAACGCACAACACAACACCCACACACACACGGAUCGAGGGCGUCUGAUCUUCAUGUGUGUGGUUUAAUAUAUGUGUGUGUGUGUGUGUGUGUGUUGUGUGUGCAGGAGAUCUAUGGGAUCGAGAAGGCGGGAGGGAGCAGUGAGAGCCUGGGGGACGACCUCUCAUCAGGAAGGUACCCACCACACCGCGUGGCUGCCUGCACACUUUCAGACCAUGCGUCGCGUCAUCCCUAGUGUAUGGGUGUGGGUGUGGGUGUGCGUUGUGUGUGCAGAGAGUGCGUGAUAUGUUUGUCUGAGGAGCGCGACACCGCCGUGCUGCCGUGCAGACACAUGUGCCUAUGCAACGGGGUAAGCCAUUCCAGGCAGCCAGCCAGCCAGGCAGGCAGUGAGUGAGUGAGUGAUUCUGCCUGCAUCCGUCUCUCUCUCUCUCUCUCUCACUGUAUCUGUGUUAAGUGCGCCAACAUCAUGCGGAUGCAGAGCAACAAAUGCCCCAUAUGCAGACAGCGUACGUAAAACCACCCACUUAGCCACACACAUACGAUACGCACACCAAUCCAUUCACCCGUAUGCGCACCUGUCCCUCUGUGUGUGUGUGUGUGUGUGUGUGCAGCGGUGUCAAGUUUAUUGCAGAUCUCUGUGCAAGACCGCAAGAGAACCUCACCCAAGAAGGGCAAGGGCGCCAGCAGCAGCAGCAGCAGCAGCGCUGCGGCGGCUCCAUCAUAGCCCGCCCUGUGGUGUGAGAGUGCCUGCGGGCCGGGCCGGGCCGGUGCAAUCCCAUCUGCUCUGCUCUGCUGGCCAUCAAUGAUUCAUCCGUCUGUCUUUCCUUCCUUUCUUCCUCCUUGUUACCCUACCCUACCUUACCUUACCUGGCUUGGUUGAUGAGAUGAGUGGGGCCGGCGGGGCCUUCUUGCUGGCGUCUUGUGCCUGUGGGCGGGGCCGCGGGGGGAGGAGGGGAGGGGUGGUCGUGGUGGUUUGGUGGUGGGUGGUUGGUUGGUUGGUUGCUGGGGAUCCUAUCCGAUCCGCUGUAUUACUUACAUGUACCAAUCGUGUGCGUGCAGGCAAGGCAGGACAUUGACAUGGCGGGUGUGAGAGGGUGUGGGUGUGAGUGAGAGGGAGUGAGUGUGUGGGAGAGUGGGGCAGCUGAUCAGCUCACCCCUGCAGGCAGGUAGUGCAUUGCGGGGGUGGCUUUGGACAGGCAGGCCUCACAAGUUUUUGCUCCCCAUGGAGCCCCCUCAGACACUCACUCACGCACUUACUGCUGGCCCUGUUGUUGAGUAAUCAACGCUUCUUCAUGUGGAAAGAAGGCCCUGG